AAUAUUGGUGGAUGCAUGAUUUUGUUACAAUGUUGGGUUUGGGAAAUGAUUACUUCUAUAACCCCACCACUUCAACCUUUAAGUGAUCAGGAGGUGGUUGAUGGGGAUGGUUUCCCUGUCUGUAGAAGGUAGAAAGCUAACCUUUAAAUUAUUUUUUUCCUUCUCAUUUAACUAACUUUAAAUUGCAACAUUUUUAUUUAGGUGGAUGAACGUAACGCAUCGGAUAAAUCCAGCUUCAAUUUCAGUUACUGAUUUUUGGUUGAGAUUUGAUCAAAUACGUACAAGACAGUUCUUGUGGAGGCCUUGCAUUCAACCCGAACUUAGGCGAUUGAUUGUGGUUGACAACCCUCCGGUGUCCAGAGCAACAGUACCAAUAAUUUGCUUCGCGACAGUAGAAAUCCAUCAGGCGGAUAGGGUGAUGCGUCAAUUUGGUUUAAGACAAAAUAUUCUGCCUGAGCCGGUUAACCUGGAUCAAGUUCACAGGGAUGACUUGAGGGGGAGAAACGACAAAGAUUGGGUGGCGCAUCAUCACCAAUGGAUUGCAAUUUGGAAUGAUCGUCAAAAUCGGAUCAUUCAAGGUACACCGUUCAGCGGAAACGGUCAUUUGCGUGAUGAAACACCGUAUAUGCAGUGGUACAUCAACCACACUAUCCAUUAUAUAUCUCCAUCAGAAUUUUCCGACGAUGAGUACGACAUAUCACAAGAACCUUCUCAGCCUGCUUCACAACCCUACACUGCCCAUGUUGGGUCUUCUCCAGAUUUCAUGCAUCAUCACCAACCCUUUUUCGGAUAGUCCCCUAUAGGUCAAGGUCAAAUGUUUGGACAUUCACAUCCUUAAUUUGGCAACCCAUCAAACACCUCAUUCCAACACAUCCCUUCCUCAUACGGUUUCUUCCCGCAUCAGUCAACUUAUGGUGCUGGUCCAUCACAUAUGUUUGGAACCACAACCAUGACACCACCAUCUACCUAUUAUCUAGGAUCUUCAUCAUCAAUGUCAUUCUAUCCUCCGCCAAUGCCUUCCCAAUCACCACAAAUUCCUCAAAAUGUCCAAAGUCAACAAGAUGAAGAUGACGAUGACGAUGAUGAACCACAACAACAACCACUAACACGUCCCAACAGACCCAGAAGAAGACCAACAUGUGGAAUCGGAGGAC
Vigna unguiculata (cowpea) is the source of this 1154-nucleotide messenger RNA. Its product is annotated as serine/threonine-protein phosphatase 7 long form homolog. The record is from RefSeq and is a predicted model, not a curated record. Gene Ontology annotation, biological process: meristem development; meristem maintenance. Lineage: Eukaryota; Viridiplantae; Streptophyta; Magnoliopsida; Fabales; Fabaceae.